Myxocyprinus asiaticus (Chinese sucker) is the source of this 3050-nucleotide messenger RNA. RefSeq names its product peptidase inhibitor 15-A-like. Lineage: Eukaryota; Metazoa; Chordata; Actinopteri; Cypriniformes; Catostomidae. The transcript is spliced from 6 exons. The coding region runs from base 105 to 890 and encodes 261 amino acids. The record is from RefSeq and is a predicted model, not a curated record. Gene Ontology annotation, cellular component: extracellular region.
AAUACAACCAAAGCUGGGAAACAGGAGACGUGUUUAUAUCCACAGACAACUCUAGCAGUUCUCAGAAGGAAAUUCUGGGAAAGGAAUAGCUACCUCUCACCACAAUGUCAAUCAUGAAUGAAAACCGCUUGGCUAUCGACAUUCUCUUGUGUAUAUUCUGUGGAGCAAGUGCACUGGCAGCCUUCAAUCCAACUCUGUCUUCAUCCCUGCCAUCGACCAAUUUAACUGAUAUUGGCUCCGCGCCUCCUAAAUACUUCACCGAGGCUGCAAACCUUCCCAAAACCAGACGGAAGCGUUAUAUUUCCCAGAAUGACAUGAUUGCCAUUCUUGAUUAUCAUAAUAAAGUCAGAGGAAAGGUUUCCCCCCCAGCAUCAAAUAUGGAGUAUAUGGUGUGGGAUGACACUCUUGCAAAGACAGCUGAGCAAUGGGCAUCCACAUGUAUUUGGGAGCACGGUCCUCGCAGUCUUCUCAGAUUUCUAGGCCAGAACCUUUCAGUCCGAACAGGAAGGUAUAGGUCCAUUUUGCAGCUGAUGAAGCCCUGGUAUGAUGAAGUGAAGGAUUACUCUUUUCCCUACCCUCGAGACUGCAAUCCCAGAUGUCCCCUUAAGUGCUAUGGGCCUAUGUGCACUCAUUAUACACAAAUGGUGUGGGCAACCUCAAAUAAAGUAGGAUGUGCCAUCAACACUUGCCAUAAUAUGAAUGUCUGGGGCUCAGUAUGGAAGAGAGCAACAUACUUGGUGUGCAACUAUUCUCCAAAGGGGAACUGGAUUGGAGAGGCUCCAUAUAAAGUAGGUGUUCCUUGCUCCAUGUGCCCUCCAAGCUAUGGAGGAUCAUGCAGUAACAACAUGUGCUUUCCUGCUGUAAACUCAAAUUACCUGCACUGGUUCUAAUAAACACAGACAGACAGAAUGCACAUGCCUCAUCACAGAGACACUCUCCUUGAUGGGAAUUUGCACAACAUUCCUGCAUCACCCUGUUUUGUACAUAUGGGCCAUAUAUAGGACCAUAGUUGUAAGGCAGCAAGUGUUUUCAUUUUUUAAGAAAUGUGUACAUAAAUUAUUUUACAAUGUUUAAACUAUGUAUUGGAAAUACAUUUUAUUUCCUGAGAGGGACUGUACUGUGAUCAGUCGAGACAUGAUUGGUGCUUACAGUUUUCAGAGUAACUGCAGUCAGUUACCACUAUGAUAGCAUUAGACUUGACUCCCAUUAAGCAUUGUUGGCAAUUCUAAUAUUUCAAAUUGUCUGUAGUCCCAGACUUGGUUUAAUGGGUGUCCAGAAAACCAAACCUCAAGAUAUUCUGUUGGAUUCAUAGGUAAAGACAUUGUUGAACGUGUCUGAAAGGUCAACCCUGCUGAAAAGAUGCUGGUUUAAACUGGUCUUCCAGCCUGGCCAGGCUGGUCUGUUGGCUGGUUUUGGGCACUUUUCAGCUGAAAGACUAGUGAGACCAGCUAAGGAGACCAGCUUAAACCAGCUAAGACCAGCAAACCAGCUUAAAUAUAUAUCUUAUGUUUAAGUAAAGAUUGAUCAACUGACAUUGGGUCAAGUAGUCUGCUUUGUUUUGUGUCAUAUUUAUUAACCCUAAGGGUUGAAUUUUGGUGCUUCAGAUGAAAUAUUAAGCUUCUCUUGAAUUGGAGUGUAACACAACAGUACUCCACUGCUAUGAUUUACUCACUGGCGUCCUCAGUGAUGCUUUGCUUUGGGUCUUCUCUCUUGGAAUGUUUCCAGAUGCUAAAAGCGUAAAGCCUGCAAAAGUGUGUUGGGGCUUAGAAAUUGUGAAAUGUAGAUUAGGCGUAAUUUGAAAAACCUUGAGAUUUUGCAACCUCAGCAUGUUGUAAGGCAGAGCAUUGAACAAGAUGGCUAAUCGUGUUGUACCCUCAUGGAAUGUUUUAUAUGUAAUCGCACCUUACAUUUUUUUUUAUUUUUUUUUUUUAUGUAUUUGUAAUUAGAAGGCUUUUAUUGUUGGAGAUUUUAACUUUUGUACAUACAUUUAUCAUAAAGUUAGCAAUGUGCUCGGUGUAUUACAGUGGCACUCUGUUUGGGAAAAUGCAUUGCAUUGUGUUGAUUUUACUAAUGUCUUUUUGAACUGCAUCACACAAGCACUUAGGGAAUCUAGCAGGCACUACUUUGCAGCAAUGUGCAUAUAGAGGUGAUUUUAAGGGCCAUACCUUUUCCCUCUACAGAUUUAGGAUGUCCAACAUGACAUCAGUGCCAUUGUAUGACACAUUCUGUUCAUGAAUUUGAAAAAUUCUCUGAAGGCUAGUUCACACUGCCCCAACAAACAUCAACAAACACUCAACCGUUUUUGGGUUUUGUUGGAUCAGUGUGUUGACCCUGUUGGCAUUUGUUUGGGCAGUGUGAAUAUGUUUCCCAACAUUUUAAAUCCAGCAGCCAACUUUAGAAUGUUGGAAAAGUUGGCGUUUGUUGAACAAGGUAAACCAGCUUUCAUGUUUUUUUUUAUUUAUUUAUUUAUUUUUAUGAAAAAAUCUUUGAUCUUUAUAGACCUCUUUUUUUAUAUAUAACAUGUUAUGGUGCUAGAUUUCAUGAACAAUGUAAAUUUGUGGUUUGCACCAACUGCUAAGAUACCAUAUACCUAUGUAUGUUAGUAACUAUUUUUAGUAACUAUUUAUCAUCUAAAAUCAGCUGUACAUAGCCUUUUUAUACAAAUCUAUUUUAUUAUAAACCAAGUGUUUAUAUCUGUUAUUUAAAUGUGCCCAUUUGUGCACCAUUGCAAAGCUAGACUUAUUAAAUAUUCCUGUUAUUACCACAGCUUUCAAACGACUCCCAUUACUAACAUAUUUUUAUGGUAAGAGCUUCUGAGAAGCCAGAGGAGUUCUGGAUCAAGGCUAGAUGCAGAAAGAGACACCAUCAGUGCUGGCUGCAUGAGUCUUGAAACCAUUGCCUUGGACUUUUUGGCCUGCAAGCAAAAACAAAUGCAUUCAAACCAAAACUGUUAUUUUAGGUUUAAAUAUUAUUUGAAAUAUACUAUAAAAAAAACAUGUUGACCAAUUAAAUUAAUGUUGUAUUUAUGAUUUUUUUAAUCAGGCUGCUUG